GGCUGGCUUUAAACAUCUUGGAUGACUACAACCUGCGCGGUCAUAAAAUUCGCGUACAACGUGCCGAAUUUCAGAUGCGUGGAGAGUAUAAUCCAGCAUUGAAGCCGAAACGAAAGAAGAAAGACAAGGAGAAAUUGCAGAAAAUGAAGGAAAAGCUUUUUGAUUGGCGACCGGAAAAGAUGCGCGGCGAGCGUUCCAAAAAUGAGAAGGUGGUUAUUAUUAAAAACCUUUUUGAUCCGACUAUUUUCGAGAAGGAAGUACAACUCAUAUUGGACUAUCAGAACGAGUUGCGAGAAGAGUGCAGCAAAUGUGGUACAGUUCGCAAAAUUGUCAUUUAUGAUCGCCAUUCUGAAGGUGUCGCACAAGUUAAUAUGGCUGAUCCUGAAGAAGCCGAUGUGGUUAUACAAAUGAUGCACGGACGGUUCUUUGGCCAAAGGAAGUUGACCGCAGAGCAUUGGGAUGGAAAGACGAAAUACAAAAUUAUUGAAUCUGAGGCCGAGAUACAGAAACGACUUAACAAUUGGGAUCAAUAUCUAACACAGGAGGAAAAUGAACGCAAAGAAAAUGCAUCAAAGCCGGACGAUGCAAAGGAAAAAGGCGAUAUGCUAUGUGACAAUGAAGAUAUUCAAUGCGGCGUAUUAGAAGAAAACUCGAAAUCUGCUUGCAGCGAUGUGAAAGCGUUGGAUAAUGAUUAAUUGCAUAGAUCGACAAGAAAAUCGGAACUGACGCUAACUACUACUGAUUUUUAUGCAAAGUCCGGACUCAGUUUCUUCGAUUUUUUAGGAGACUCC
Rhagoletis pomonella (apple maggot) is the source of this 791-nucleotide messenger RNA. Its product is annotated as HIV Tat-specific factor 1-like. Lineage: Eukaryota; Metazoa; Arthropoda; Insecta; Diptera; Tephritidae. Gene Ontology annotation, molecular function: RNA binding. Gene Ontology annotation, cellular component: U2 snRNP; U2-type spliceosomal complex. Bases 75 to 695 code for a protein of 206 amino acids. The record is from RefSeq and is a predicted model, not a curated record. The transcript is spliced from 4 exons.